Molecule: messenger RNA, 1381 nt
Organism: Drosophila sulfurigaster albostrigata
Lineage: Eukaryota; Metazoa; Arthropoda; Insecta; Diptera; Drosophilidae
Product: organic cation transporter-like protein
Exons: 4
Coding region: 42-1361 (439 amino acids)
Biological process (GO): transmembrane transport
Cellular component (GO): membrane
Molecular function (GO): transmembrane transporter activity
Source: RefSeq, a predicted model, not a curated record
CGAGCUGAAUUCAGUAUACCGGAGACGGAGCUGAUGGAAGCAUGGAACAUCAUGAGAUCAAGGCAAACACUGCCAAGCAAAAGUCAGUAGACGUCGAACCGAGAAAGGACAAUAUUCUGGAUGCGUUGAUCAUUAACAUUGGACAAUGUGGACGCUUUCAAAUUAUCAACUAUGUGAUGCUCUGCCUGCCUAUCAUUUGCAACGCCUUCUACUCAGUAUCCUAUGUGUUCUCAGCCAGUACUGUGGGCCACAGGUGUAGCAUAAGUGAAUGUGAUAAUCUUACUAGCAAAUUUAUUGAGCCUUGGCUAAACUUCUCUAUACCGGAGAAUAAUGGUAAAUGGGAUGAUUGUGAACAUUAUGAAGCGUUAUCCGGGAUGAAAGGAACUUGUGAAUCUCGCUUUUUUAACAGCAGUCGCAGAGUUGCUUGCGAUGCGGGCUACAAAUUUAAGGAUAGAGAGAAUACUAUAUCAAGGGAGUUUGGCAUCUUUUGCUCAGAUAAAUGGAAACUUUCGAUGGUCGGAACUGUCAACAAUGUUGGACAAUUCGUGGGUAUACCAUUGGGUGGAUAUCUAGCAGAUCGCUACGGUCGCAAAUUAAUACUUGUUAUUACUGGAGUAUUGAGUGCACUGUGUGGACUAGCGAGAUCUUAUGCUCCCGAUUACUAUACUUUCCUAUCGUUUGAGUUUUUGGAUAUGGCUGUCGGCAGCACAUUGUAUCCCACAGCAUUUCUACUGGCAAUCGAAUUUGUUGGUCCCAAACAUCGAGUGUUAGCCGCAACAUUCAUUAGCUCCACCUACGGUCUGGCAGAGGCGGGAAUGGGAUAUCUGGCUGGUUAUAUUCUGGAUUGGCGAGUGCUGCUUCGUUUACUUUACACUCCAGCUCUGCUGCAUCUGAUUUUCAUUUGCUAUCUACCCGAGAGUGUACGCUGGUUGCUCAGUCAAUCGAGGGAAGAGGACGCCAUUCACACUUUACGACGAGUUGCACGAAUCAAUCAGCGAUCUUUGCCAGAAGAUCAGCUUAACGAGUUGAUACGAACCAAUCGUGAAUUAUUGGCUAGCUCGAAAGCAAGUCAAGGUCAUUACAGCGCUAGACAGAUUUUUGGUGCACUUGGAUUGCGCAUUGCACGGUGCUGUUUCUUAUGGUUCACCAACACUUUAAUCAGUCUAGGAUUAACCCUCAACUCCGUUGGAUUGAAUGGAAAUAAAUUCCAGAAUUUCAGCAUGGUGGGAUUUAUGCAGUUGCCGGGUAUCGUGCUUAGCAUGCUGUUAAUGCAUCGCAUUGGACGUCGUUGGACCCUAAGCAUGUUCCUCAGUUCUUCUGCUGUUCUACUGCUGGCAAUGACACUUUUUUGCAGAAGGUAAUUGAUAAUUGACAAUAAAAA